Messenger RNA from Solanum stenotomum, 4185 nucleotides. RefSeq lists its product as uncharacterized. Bases 1 to 4185 code for a protein of 1394 amino acids. The transcript has 4 exons. The record is from RefSeq and is a predicted model, not a curated record. Gene Ontology annotation, molecular function: RNA-DNA hybrid ribonuclease activity; nucleic acid binding. NCBI's taxonomy places the organism in Eukaryota, Viridiplantae, Streptophyta, Magnoliopsida, Solanales, Solanaceae. Gene Ontology annotation, biological process: DNA integration.
AUGAAGGUGUCUCCAACUGACAGAGAAGGAACAACGAGAGAAUCCUCACCAAAAGUGUCUCCUAGUGGCGAAGAAAAAGCAACAAGGGAAAUCUCGUCAAUGACAGCUCCUUCAUCUUCUAAAAAGCCUAUUGAACCUUCUUCCCAAGAAGCUUAUACAUGUGAUACAAAAAUCACAUUCACAGAUAACGAUCUUCUAUUUGGUGAAACACUACACAAUCGUCCUUUGUAUAUGGUUGGUUACGUGCGAGAGAAGAAGAUAAAUAGAAUCUUGAUAGAUGAAGGAUCUGGAGUCAACAUCCUGCCUAUCCACACAUUGAAGGAACUCGGCAUCACGACCGAAGAACUUAGUGAAAGUCGUUUGUUGAUACAAGGAUUCAAUCAAGGAGGACAGAUGUCCAUAGGCUCUAUUAAAUUAGAAAUUCACAUGGAAGAUUUGCGAUCAAGCUCAUGGAUGCACGUGAUCGAUGCAAAGACUUCAUACAAUAUAUUACUUGGUAGGCCUUGGGUACAUGAGAAUAGAAUUGUCUCAUCUUCUUACUAUCAAUGUUUGAAGUAUCUUGAAGACGGGAUUGAAAGGAAGAUAGUUGCAGACGAUAAUCCUUUCACCGAAGUUGAGACGCACUUUGCCGAUGCAAAAUUCUACUUGAAGAAUUAUGUGGUUAAAGGGACAAAAUCUAAUGAUGUCAAAUCAACCAAGUCUGACAAGAUCACAAGCAAAAUAAUCGAUACAGCUGUCGAAAAGAUAAAAGUUGACACUAAAGUACUUUGUCCCAAUCUCAAUGAAGGGAAGACCAUGUCUUCAAAGAAGAAUCUGACUUCUGGACUUCGCUAUGUUCCAAAACUGUCAAUAAAGACAAUCGCUCAAAAUCAAGUGCGAGAUGUAGCACUCCCUACAAAACGCACGGGAGAAGGUUUUGAUCCUAAUGCUUACAAGUUCUUUGCUAAGGCUGGAUAUAACCCUAAUGAGCCAUCAAUGUUAGGGAAACUCCCAUUAGUUGAUAAAACCAAGCAAGCACGUGAGGGCAUAGGCUAUAACCAACCACCGCCAGUUCGCAUCUCCAUAAGAAGAGCAAGUAAUAAUCAUAUAACUUUUGAAGAUGAUGUUGCUGCUCCCAAUAGAAAGCUUUCCGUCUUUGAUCGACUCGGAGAAUCAACUGCAAGAACUUCUGUGUUCAAGAGAUUAGGUCCAUUGAAAAAAAACAAGAAUCUGAGAACUUCAUGUAAAGAGGAGUUUAAGGCAAAGGUUCGCACCGUGGUUUACACCAAGGAGCGCGAGGAAGAUGAAGAAAGUUGUUGUCAUAUAUCUGUCAAUGACAAUGAUCCUUUAGAAGAGGAAGAUGUUGGAGAUGCUCCACCGGAACUUGAAGAAGGAGUAAAGACUACAAUAGACCCUUUGAAAGAAGUUAACAUUGGCACUGAUGAAGACCCAAGGCCAACUUACUUGAGUGCCUUUCUAGAAGUUGAUGAAGAAAUCACUUAUAUGAAUAUACUCAAAGAAUAUAGGGAUGUCUUCACUUGGAGUUAUAAAGAAAUGCCUGGAUUGAAUCCUAAAGUAGCGGUCCAUCAAUUGGCAGUCAAAAAUGGUUCUCGUCCCAUUAAGCAAGCUCAAAGACGUUUUAGGCCAGACUUGGUUCCAUUGAUAAAAAAUGAAGUUAAUAAACUCAUUGAGGCAGGCUUUAUUCGUGAGGUUAAAUAUCCUACAUGGAUUUCAAGUAUUGUUCCUGUGAAGAAGAAGAAUGGUCAAAUUCGAGUAUGUGUUGACUUUAGAGAUCUUAAUAAUGCAUGCCCUAAAGAUGAGUUUCCUCUUCCCAUUCCAGAGCUGAUGAUUGAUGCCACCACUGGAUAUGAGGCAAUGUCGUUCAUGGACGGUUCUUCUGGCUAUAAUCAAAUCCGCAUGGCUCCAAAGGAUGAAGAACUCACCGCAUUUCGCACACCUAAGGGUAUUUAUUGCUACAAAGUGAUGUCAUUUGGUUUAAAGAAUGCUGGUGCUACAUAUCAAAGGGCUAUGCAAAAUAUAUUUGAUGACUUGCUCCAUAAAAAUGUUGAAUGUUAUGUGGAUGACCUGGUGGUAAAAUCCAGAAAGAGGAGUGAUCAUUUGAAAGACUUAAGAAUGGUGUUUGAGCUGCUUCGAAGAUAUCAACUAAGGAUGAAUCCAUUGAAGUGUGCCUUUGGAGUUACUUCUGGAAAGUUCCUUGGCUUCAUUGUGAGACAUCGAGGAAUUGAAAUUGAUCAAGCCAAAGUUGAUGCAAUAUUGAAGAUGUCUGCACCUCAAAACAUUCAUGAGUUAAAAAGUCUCCAAGGAAAGCUAGCCUACUUGAGGAGGUUCAUCUCAAACCUAGUAGGACGAUGCCAACCAUUCGGUCAUCUCAUGAAGAAAGACGCUCCUUUUAAUUGGGACGAAACAUGUAGCGAUGCCUUUGAAAGUAUCAAGUCAUAUCUAGCAAAACCUUCAGUUUUGGCAGCCCCUAUACCUGGAAAGCCAUUGAUACUCUACAUUGCGGCACAAGAAAGGUCCGUAGGAGCCUUGUUAGCUCAAGAGAAUAGUGAAGGCAAAGAAAACUCUCUUUACUACUUGAGUAGAACGAUGACACCAAAUGAGCUGAACUAUUCACCGAUUGAAAGAUUGUGCUUGGCGCUAGUCUUCUCAAUUCAAAAGAUGAAGCAUUAUUUUCAAGCUCAUGUUGUUCGUCUUAUUUCUAGAGCAAAUCCCAUCAAGUUUGUUAUGUUGAAACCUGUCCUUAGUGACCGACUAGCAAGAUGGUACCUCCAAUUCCAACAGUUUGAGAUCGUGUACAUCCCUCAAAAAGUUGUGAAAGGACAAGCAUUGGCGAAUUUCUUGGCAGAUCAUCUGAUACCGAAUGAUUGGGAGUUAACUGAUGAGCUUCCUGAUGAAGAUGCAAUGUUAGUUGAAGUUCUACCUCCUUGGAAAAUGUACUUUGAUGAAGCUACACAUAGUGGCGGAGCUGGUGCUGGUGUAGUGUUCAUUACUUCACAAGAAGAGAUCCUACCAUUCUCAUUUUCUUUGAAGCAAUGUUGCUUCAAUAAUGUCGCUGAAUACCAAGCGUUGAUAGUUGGACUUGAGAUGGCCGUUGACAUGAAACAAUUAAACUUACAAGUCUUUGGUGACUCUCAGUUGGUGAUCAACCAACUCUUGGGAAGUUAUGAGGUGAAGAAGCCUGAAUUGCGUCCUUAUCAUGAUUAUGCUCAAAAGUUGAUAGGAUGGCUUGGAGAUGUAACCCUUCAACAUGUGCGUAGAACGGAGAAUAAGAAAGUUGAUGCAUUGGCUGCUCUAGCUUCAACGCUAACCCUUCCUGAUCAGACGCAAGUGACUAUUUGUAAAAAAUGGAUAGUACCACCGCCAAAUGAGGAAGAAUGUAUAAAAAAUGAGUUUAAUCAUUUCGUCGCAGCUUCUGAAGCCGUGAAGGAAGAGUGGAGACAACCCAUUAUUGACUACAUGUGUUAUGGGAUACUUCCAGAUGAUCCAAGGAGAAGGACCGACAUUCGUCGUCGUGCACCUCGCUUCCUUUAUUACAAGGACACAUUAUAUAGAAGAUUAUUUGAGGGUGUACUAUUACGAUGUUUGGGAGAGGAAGAAGCAAUUCAUGCUUUGCAAGAAGCACACUCGAGAGUGUGUGGAUCACAUCAAUCUGGACCAAAACUCCACUUUCACAUAAAGAGGAUGGGGUAUUAUUGGCCAACCAUGGUGAAAGAUUGCUUAGAUUAUGCUCGGAGGUGCGAUGCUUGUCAAUUUCAUGCGAAUUUUAUACAUCAGCCGCCCGAAGUAUUGCACCCAACUAUUGCAUCUUGGCCAUUUGACGCUUGGGGAUUGGAUGUUGUGGGACCACUACCAAAAUCUUCUGGUGGACACUUGUACAUCUUGGCUGCAACAGAUUACUUCUCAAAAUGGGCUGAAGUUGUCGCUCUUAAAGAAGUGAAGAAAGAGAAUGUUGCAAAUUUUAUCCGAGUGAAUAUCAUACAUCGCUUUGGCAUCCCUCACUACAUUAUAACAGACAAUGGCAAGCCAUUCGAUAAUAAGUUAAUGAACAAAAUUUGUGAUCUUUUUAACUUCAAGCAGCGUAAAUCUUCUAUGUAUCAUGUUGCCGCCAAUGGUCUUGCUGAAGCAUUUAAUAAAAUUCUAUGCAACCUCCUCAAGAAAGUUGUCUCCAAGUCCAAACGAGAUUGA